AUGGCACUCUCGCUCCGCGACGUCCUGGCGCGUCCCUCCGAUGCGGAGGCGAUGGAGCUGCUGCUGAAUGAAUACAACAAGUACUGCAUCGGCCAGCUCGACGACGGUGGCGACAUUAGUGGCGAUGAGGAGGAUGUGCAGAACGGUACCGAUGACAGUGGCUAUUACGGCCUGCCGGUUGUGCGCAACGCCUUCAACGUGAGGGCGCUGAGCCGCGUUGACUUCCCACGCACGUGGCGGGUGCCGGCCGGGACAGUUCCAUCCGCCUGCUACACCAGCGCAGCGGAGCAUGGCGGCACGAACACGGCCCUUCUGGUGGAUUAUAGCCACACGCGGUGCAUUGUGUGCGUCCGCAGCGAGUUGCUGAAGCCGGCUGGUGGCGGCAGCCUGCCGCAGAAGGUGCUCGCUGUGUGGCCGGACGAACGAUCCAAGCAGCAGCAGCAGCAGAAGAAGAAG
Messenger RNA from Trypanosoma grayi, 456 nucleotides. RefSeq lists its product as hypothetical. Lineage: Eukaryota; Euglenozoa; Kinetoplastea; Trypanosomatida; Trypanosomatidae. The transcript has a single exon. The record is from RefSeq and is a predicted model, not a curated record. The annotation marks the transcript as partial.